AUGUCACAUGCAGUAUGGGUCAACGACAGUGUGUUUGAGCCUGGAUGCGAGCCUGAUAAUCAGGAAGCAUGGCUGGAUCCUAAAGUGGAAAAGUAUUGCUCUGCCUUGCCUCUCGACAAAACAAAACUCAAGACAAUGAUUAUAGGAGGAAUUCCUUCUCAAUUGCGCAAAACAAUAUAUCCCAAACUGCUCAAAGUAUCGCAACUUGAAGCAUUCGAACGCGACUUUCUUCGCUCCCAAACUCGCACAUAUGGCUUGGUGAUUCCACCGGAUCCGAUUCCGCCUACUUUUGGUGGUAGAUCUCAGCAAAACACUCUUGCUUUGACUCCUGCUGGAUCAGUGGUUGUACGUCAUAUUCUAUGCAUUGUUGCUCAUGACAAUCCCAUGCUAGAAUACUGUCCUUUUCUUCCUCCACUGGUUGAACUUUUGGCUCAUCAUAUUGAUUCCGCUGAUACACUGUUGGGUUGUGUCAACUCGCUACUUCAGCUUAAUUCUUUCAAACACCCAUCUCAAUCUUCUUUGUCACAGCCAGCUAAAUCCCUUAUGCCAGGCGAAUCGAGCUCAUCUCGUCGAUGGGGAUACAUUCCCGUGCAUCACAAAGAAGCAAAACUUUUUAGUAGAGCAUUCGGCAACCUUCUUUACCAGACUGAUCGUAAACUUCAUGCACAUGUUACAGACCUUCAUUCAACAUCUCCUGAUCCAUUUUGGACGUCGUGGAUACAAAACAUGUUUAUACAUGUUUUACCUCAACCACUCCUUUGGCGAUUCUUGGACUCGUUUCUCGUUGAAGGUUAUAAAGCGUUUUUGCGUUUUGGAAUGGCCAUCUUGAUAUACCAACGCAGUGCAAUUCUUCAGAUGCAGUCGAUUUGGGAAAUCAAUCAACUGAUUACACCAGCGCUAUUCAGCGACGACGCGUUAAAGAAAUCAUCCAAACAUGCAACCAUAGCAGAUAAAAUUUGUGCGAUUGCCGCUGGAGUAUUUAUCAACUAUGCCAAUGUAAAGCGAGUGCACCAGCAUCAUGCAUCGUUGGCUGCAGUAAGUCAAGAAAGCACUGAUUCGAUAGAUGUUGUCCAAAACAGUCUAAAGUAUCAAAGGGCUCUACCAAAAUUUGUUGGUCUUGGAGUAGCCGCUGCCAUGUUUGAUCAUCAACAGCAGCAGCAGCGCGCAAGUGAGUUGGAGUAUAUGGGUUAUGAGGAAGAAACAGAUGCAGAAUCACAGGUCGAAGCAGAUACAAAAAAAUCACGACGACCAGUAUCGUGCAUGAAUACACUGGGCUCGGGCCAAAUUAUUUUCACCGAAACCAAUGAUUUGGACAAACUUGCUGUGCCAGCAAUUGACAUGUUGAGUUUACAAAAUCCACAGAUUGAUAUUGAUCUGGUUGAAGAUGCAGAUGAAAGUGAUAAUGGCUCAGACUCUGAACCACCUGCUGCGCUUAGCAUAUCUCAUGCCAAUUCACGAUCGUCAUCUCCGUCGCCUCAACCCGUCGAGCUGUUACCUGCUUCAACCAUAGCUGAUACAGAUUGCUGGGUAGCACUGUGGAGCUGGAUCCCGCCGCACAAACGCAUGGAUGCCAUUGAGUUGGUUUUUACAACAAAAGUACACGGAUACAACCUUCGUAGUCUUUAUCAUACCCUACACCGUCGAUUUCCAAUUAUUUUGGCAAUUGAAACAACCAAAGGCGAGACUUUUGGAGCAUAUUUGAGCGAUGGCAUCCCAGAUCUGCGUGAAGAACCUCAUUUUUCAGGAAAAUGGAUUGGCACUGGUGAAUCCUUUGUAUUUUCAUUGGUACCGCAUGCAAAAAUGUUUCCUUGGGUGGGGAGGUUGAACGAGACCAUGACUGGAGCAUCGUUCUUUGUAAAUGUUACACAAACGUCUUUGACCAUCGGUGGUGGCGGGUAG
Messenger RNA from Batrachochytrium dendrobatidis JAM81, 1899 nucleotides. RefSeq lists its product as uncharacterized. The coding region runs from base 1 to 1899 and encodes 632 amino acids. NCBI's taxonomy places the organism in Eukaryota, Fungi, Chytridiomycota, Chytridiomycetes, Rhizophydiales. The transcript is spliced from 3 exons. Gene Ontology annotation, cellular component: nucleus. The record is from RefSeq and is a predicted model, not a curated record. Gene Ontology annotation, biological process: response to oxidative stress.